CAGACGUGCGCAGCGAUGUAUCGUGUGGUAGCUUUUUCGUUUUUUAUUGUGACGUCAGCGUUGCCGAAUCCCGAAUUUAGGGAUGUUACUUCGAACAGUAUCGAACCCCAAGAAUCAGCAAGAGCCAUGGGCAAGGAUUGUGUGGGCGGGAUCUUCAGUCCGACCUGUUUAAAAAUCGAAGCUAUAUCGAUGAUUGAGAAACUGAACGGGAAAGAAGAACUGCAGUUGCUCCCCGGAGUCAGUAUCGUGAAGGAGCAGAAUAAGGUCAACAAGAGCAGGUCCGAGGAAUUUGCAGCUGAACUGGCGAGAGCUUUACCUUCGAGACCUGAAGAGAGAUUGGAUAAAUACCUUCUGUUCUCCCUUGGAAGCUAUUUGGACAGUCACACUGUAAAGUUAAGGCUCAUUGAUGAUGGUGCCGCGGAGGAAGCCAGAGCGUUGGCCGGGGAAGCGAGGGGAAAAGGCGGUUUGGGGGGAGGGAAGAAAGGUGGUAUGGGGGGACUGUUAGCUGCCGGUCUGUUGAUGAAAGGUACACUCAUGUCAGUCGGUCUCGGAGCUCUAGCGCUGCUAGCUGGUAAAGCUCUCAUGACAGCAAUGAUGUCGCUCUUACUCUCAGCGAUCGUGGGUCUCAAGUCGCUGUCAGGAGGCCAGAAGUCGACAACGUACGAAAUCGUAUCGAAGCCUAUAUACAGCCAUUCUCACUCGCAUUCAACAGCCCAUGAAGAUGUAGGCGGUUAUGGACAUUCGGGAUAUGGUAGAAGUCUAAACGAGAAGAGGCGUUAA
Manduca sexta (tobacco hornworm) is the source of this 780-nucleotide messenger RNA. RefSeq lists its product as uncharacterized. The record is from RefSeq and is a predicted model, not a curated record. The transcript is spliced from 2 exons. Bases 16 to 780 code for a protein of 254 amino acids. NCBI's taxonomy places the organism in Eukaryota, Metazoa, Arthropoda, Insecta, Lepidoptera, Sphingidae.